GGAGAGAUGAUCCAGUAUGGGUGGAAUGCUGGGGCUUGUCACUUGCAUGUAUUUGGAUUGGUAAAAAAUUUCAAGGAUAAGAAGCUCACAGAUGAUGAGUGUCAUGAGAAGAAUGGGGCAAUCUUGGGUAUCCUUGCACUGACAUGGAACCUUCUGAUCAGGACUCUGCCAGAGGAAGUGGUAGCACCAACUAAGGCUGCCAUUGCAGCCUCAGGCUUGCCACCCAUGGCAAGU
Messenger RNA from Pisolithus orientalis, 234 nucleotides. RefSeq lists its product as uncharacterized. NCBI's taxonomy places the organism in Eukaryota, Fungi, Basidiomycota, Agaricomycetes, Boletales, Pisolithaceae. The annotation marks the transcript as partial. The record is from RefSeq and is a predicted model, not a curated record. The transcript has a single exon.